Messenger RNA from Diaporthe amygdali, 1872 nucleotides. RefSeq lists its product as uncharacterized. The record is from RefSeq and is a predicted model, not a curated record. Gene Ontology annotation, biological process: transmembrane transport. NCBI's taxonomy places the organism in Eukaryota, Fungi, Ascomycota, Sordariomycetes, Diaporthales, Diaporthaceae. The transcript is spliced from 5 exons. Bases 1 to 1872 code for a protein of 623 amino acids. Gene Ontology annotation, molecular function: myo-inositol:proton symporter activity. Gene Ontology annotation, cellular component: membrane.
AUGCCAGCCCAAGACAAAUCAUCGGGCAUUGAGCAUGUCAAGCAAGUGUCACUCUUUCGCAAGAAAGCAAUUCAUCACUCUACGGCAAUUCACGGUACCGACCUUACGGCCAACCUUGAUGCCAAGAUCAAGAACCCGCUUGCCGGAAUCCCCAAGCACGAGCUCAUGUCCCAAGUUGAAGACUUUGCUGAUGAGAAAUGUCUCGUCGAGUACACCGAUAUCUUGAAGAAAGGGGCGUUGAUCGCCCAGGAUCCUGAGAAUUACGACAAUAUUCUCGGAGAGCACCAGCUUACCCAAGAAGAAUGUAUGGCCCUGCAGGCCGAGGUAAAACACAAAUGGAGAGUUCCAAAGAUGCUCUACCUGACUAUAAUCACCUGCUCCAUCGGCGCCGCCGUCCAGGGCUGGGAUCAGGAGGGUAGCAAUGGCGCGAACCUGUCCUUCCCCCAGGCACUCGGACUCGACUUGAAUACCACGUUUGGGACAUACAUUCAAGGACUGAUCAACUCCGGAGCCAUCUUCAUUGCGGCAAACUUCUGCUUCUGGCCUGUGAUCGGCAGUGCCUGCGCUCGAACAUGGCAACAGCUUCUUGUCUGCCGUCUUCUUCUAGGCGUCGGGAUGGGCGUAAAGGGAAGCAGCGUCCCCAUUUUUGCAGCCGAAAACUCUCCUGCUGCCAUCCGGGGGGCUCUUGUCAUGACAUGGCAGUUAUGGACUGCCUUCGGUAUCUGUCUCGGAACGUGCGCAAACCUCGUUGUUGGCAGCACCGGCGCGAUCUCGUGGCGGCUCCAGUUUGGCAGUGCUUUCAUCCCAGCUGUGCCUCUGAUGGUUUUUAUCUUCUUCUGCCCCGAGUCUCCUCGAUGGUACAUGAAGAAAAAUCGCUACCCGCAAGCAAUGAAGUCACUUCUCAGACUGCGGAACCAUCCUGUCCAGGCAGCUCGUGACCUUUACUGUAUUUACGCUCAGCUCGAGGUUGAAAGAGAGAUCAUCCACGGUUCGACCUAUAUACAGCGCUGCAUCGAGCUAUUUACUGUCCCGCGCCUCCGACGUGCCACCUUGGCCUCUUUUGUCGUCAUGAUCGCCCAGCAAAUGUGCGGGAUCAACAUUAUCGCAUUUUAUUCAUCCUCAAUCUUCGAGCAGGCUGGCACCUCCGCUUACACCGCCCUCCUCGCCUCGUUCGGCUUCGGUCUCGUCAAGUUUGUCUUUGCCUGGCCGGCUAUCUGGACCAUAGACACCUUUGGUCGGCGAUCUCUCCUCUUGUUUACAUUUCCAAACAUGGCCUGGGCCCUCCUUGCUGCGGGUCUUUGCAACCUCAUUCCGGGGCCGGGAUCCGUUCAUCUUGGCCUCGUCGCACUCUUCAUUUACAUCUUUGCAAGCUUCUACUCGCCUGGCGAGGGCCCCGUGCCCUUCGUAUAUUCCGCCGAGGUCUUCCCCUUGUCUCACCGUGAAGUCGGAAUGGCCUGGGCAGUCGCAACCUGCUUCUUCUGGGCAUCCGUCCUCACUGUUUCGUUUCCAGCCAUUCUCAAGGCGCUCGGUGUCGUGGGUGCUUUCUGUUUGUAUGCGGGCUUCAACCUGAUUGCUUUUGCCAUGAUAUUCCUCUGUGUGCCCGAGACGAAGCAGCGCACACUCGAAGAGUUGGACUACGUAUUUGCGGUGCCGACCCGUACCUUCAUCAAGUACCAACUCAAUGCCUGGCUGCCAUGGUUCAUUAAACGCCAUGUGCUCUUCAACAGGAGCGCGGAACUUAAGCCGCUGUAUCAUUUUGACAGUGUUGGAAGGACCGUGAGCGAGGAGGAGAGUGAUAGCAUUGAUUCCAAGGCACAGGCUUACCUCAAGGAGGACCGUGCUGAGAAAAAAGUCAGUUUCGUAGCGCAAUGA